Messenger RNA from Trichobilharzia regenti, 1070 nucleotides. Lineage: Eukaryota; Metazoa; Platyhelminthes; Trematoda; Strigeidida; Schistosomatidae. The record is from the annotation of a GenBank genome assembly.
UGCGAUAACCAUCCAAUAUUGAGAUUAGAAAUAUGCAAACCACUAGUGCUGAUACUCUCAUCUCUGCUACCCUACUGGUUUGUGCACAUCGUAUUCACGAAGCAAUUGAAUUACUGUUAAGUUAUGACAAAGUUAAAGAAGCUUUAAUACUGGCGCAUUUCCGUUUAAAAUCAUCAGAAGUUGUAAUAUACACAGAAAAGUGUAUAAAACGAUUCAUUGAUCGUUCAAGUUCAGUUGAAAAGGUAUUCUUUUCAAUUAUAUUCAAUAUUGGUAAAAAACAAUGGAUAAAUGCUAUGAAAAUGGUACAUCGUGCAGUUGAAAUUUCUAAAAUACGACCUGGUAAAGAAAUUGAACAACUUUCCUGGUGUUGGGUUGGUAUUAAUCUUCUUCUAAAUGCAUCAUCUUCAAAUCAUAAUGAUUAUUUGUCAAAUGAAUGUCUGCGUUUAUCAUCAAUGUGUUUAACAGUUAGUUUUCGGCUAUUUCCAAAAGAACCGCUGUUUCUUAAUCGUUGGUAUGAAGCAUUUUCACGCCUUCUUUCGUCAUCAUCAGAAACUACACCCUGCCCGGGUAUAGUAUGCAGUUUAAUGUUAUUAAAUAUCGGUCAGAUUGCACAUUUCUGUAUGGUUAGCUAUCAGGAGGAGAACGAGGAGGCGGCGGCGUUGGUGGUGAAUAAUGGUGAAGAAAAUAAGGAGGUCGUCUAUGGAUGUCUUAAAAAUGAUUGGAUGAAAAGCAUAACUAGUGAUUGUUUAACAUACUUCAGCCAGUUGAUUGCAGAUCGUCAACCCUCUUCACUAUGGGAAGUUUGUUUAACACAUUUCUGUAUAGAUUUUCUAUUAUUUUAUUUAAUACACAAUCAUUGUACACUGAAUAAACUAGUUCAAUUGGAUACUCUAACCGCUUAUAUUGAUCGAUAUGAGGCUAGUCGAAAGUCUUGUGAGUGUAUAAAACCGAGAGAAACAAGUUAUUUAAUUAGACAUUUAUUUUCAACUUAUAAAAAGAUUUUGAUAACUAAUGGUUUGAAUACAGACUCUGAGAUAUGUUGUAAUGGUACCUUCAAUGUGGAUGCAUAG